AUGCCGAAAAACCCCUUUCCAUCCGAAUCAGCUUCUGCAAAAAAGUCCUAUAUCCCAGUCCGCGACCCAAAAUCCUCGGACUCAACCUCCCGAGUCCGCGCCGAUCGGAGCCGUCCUAGAUCUAGCAGCCUAGAAAACUCUCCCCGGACCCCCACUGCCGAAAAGCCGGCGUGUGAUUCCGCCGACGACGUCCCCGUUCAAGCUUUCGAAGGUAUCCAGGGGCGAUGUCACCGCCGUACCGUCGGGCUACCCCUUCACGGUGGCGAUGACGAAUGUGGCACCGGCGUGGUUUUGGCAUGGUACUGGUACUCGAGGCCUAGAUCACACUUGGAUGGUUGGUCGAUCCGUAACCUUCUCUUCGAAUUCGAUAAGGCCGGCGCUGAGGGCGAGCGCGACAUCGUGUUCGAAAAGAGGAGAAGCGAAAAGAGAAAAUGCGAAAAGAGAAAAGGACGGAGAGAGAAAAAGCCAAAAGAGACGAAGCCAACAGAGAAGAAGCCAAAAGAGAAAAAGCCAAAAGAGAAGAAAAAGCGAAAACAGAAAAAGCCAAAAGAGAAAAAAAGACACAGAGAAAAAGCGAAAAGAGAAAAAAAGCGAAAAGAGAAAAAGCGAACAGUAAAGAAGCCAAAAGACAAAAAGCGAAAACGAAAAGAGCGAAAAGAGCAAAAGCGAGAAGAGACAAAGCGAGCAGAGAAGAAGCGAAAAGAGACAAAGCGAAAAGAGAAGAAGCCAACAGAGAAAAAAGCCAAAACAGAAAAAAGCCAACAGAGAAAAAGCCAACAGAGAAAAAGCCAACAGAGAAGAAGCGAGAAGAAAAAAAAGACACGGAGAGGAAAAGCAAGAAGGGAAAAAAAGACACAGAGAAGAUGA
Letharia lupina is the source of this 867-nucleotide messenger RNA. RefSeq lists its product as uncharacterized. The transcript is spliced from 2 exons. NCBI's taxonomy places the organism in Eukaryota, Fungi, Ascomycota, Lecanoromycetes, Lecanorales, Parmeliaceae. Bases 1 to 867 code for a protein of 288 amino acids. The record is from RefSeq and is a predicted model, not a curated record.